Molecule: messenger RNA, 2085 nt
Organism: Diaporthe citri
Lineage: Eukaryota; Fungi; Ascomycota; Sordariomycetes; Diaporthales; Diaporthaceae
Exons: 3
Coding region: 1-2085 (694 amino acids)
Source: RefSeq, a predicted model, not a curated record
AUGAGUAGGCUCAGCACUGCACAUUGGAGGAGGCGAGGGCCGGAGCGCCACCCACGCCGAGUUGCAUCGGUGGAUAACCUUCUCAUGAUUGAUCAUGUGGACAGCACUGCGUGUGAACAGUCCGAUAGUGUUGAAAUGCAUGAGAAUAUCGUGGCCGCACGAACAUAUUCUGACCAGAACUCCAACGAGGGUCGCGGCACGACACAGGUUCACGAGCAGGGUGACGAGCUUCGGGAAGGAGAGGGGUUCCAAUCUGGCUCAUCUUCAUCGAAAACACCCCCAAGCACUAGAACGGUUGGACACAGCCUUCUGAGGGGCUGGGCUUCCGAGAUCACAGCCCUUGUGGUGGCUUUUUGCUGCCUGGCCGCCAUCUAUAUCAUCCUAGCAAAAUACAACGACCAACGGCAGCCCAACUGGCCAUACGCCCGCACCCUCAAUCUGAGCACUCUCAUUGCAUUGAUUGCUACCAUUCUCAGAUCCAUGCUGGAGGCGGUACUUGGUUCAGCGACGCUCGGUUCAGUAAUAAUGGUCCUCUCUGUCGUGGUCGGCACCCUCACCCAGCAAGCGAUCCAGACUGUGCCAUGUCAAAAGUCUAGCCCCAACGAAACCGCAUCAGUCCCUAUCGCCCAGACCAGCCUCAAGGGUGUUGAGGCCACCUCCGCUAGAACUCAUCUACUCACCAAGGACUUGAAAGCAUCUCUUAUAGCUGGCCUUGCUGGAAUGCGACAGCCGAACUCCAUCUCGCCAUUUUGCCCAUCGGGAAAUUGCGCUUUUCAGGCCAGCGAUGGAUUUUCAUACUCUACUGUUGGAGUAAGCAGCGAGUGCAUAGACGUCUCUUCACUCAUUACUCAGAGUGAGGUGGAUAUUGAUACUUGGGUAUACAAAGAGAAUAUGAAAGUCUCUCCGGCGGAAAUCACCAAUUAUACGUUGCCGAACGGCCUAACACUCGGCUACAUGUUGGUCCCGGGAGCCCAUUCAGCCAGCGGAUCCAGCCGAUGGACCACAGUUCUUGCUCAGGCACAGGUUCAAUUUGACGAGCCAUGGCUGCAAAACAUUACAAUGACCGACCGCCAAAAACGUAUAGUGUUCGAUUCGCCUUGGGUCGACGCCAUUCUGCUCUUCAUGCCAACCAUCAACCCUUGUCAGAACCCCUCGGACUACUCCAACUAUCUUGAUCGAGAUGAGACUUUCGCAAUGCCACCAAUAAAAGCCAACUCGUGCCCAGGUCUAGACCUACCCGGCGUCGAUACAUUACCAGGCUACUUCUCGCAAUACGAGAGCUUGGUGGUCAAUGGGGCUCUGCAGGAAAAGGCUCUCCAGGACCCAAGUCCCUUUGAUGCUGUAUCUUUGGACGCUGGGACAGAAGACGAUUCGUGCACGUUUUGUGCAAUUCUGGACCCUUGUGUAGUUGACCGCGUGGUCUACAGCAACACUAGCGCCAACAUAUCCAGUGUGCCCGGGGGUACCACCGUUGUGGAUAACACAACGGUCCCAUUACGUUGUCUAUAUGGCUUCGCAUUCCCCUGGUAUAGGGCACUGAUGGUAUCAAAACAGUUGUGGAAGACCAUCGGCAGCAGUGACGAAGAGAACAGGUGUGUUCAGAUGGGUAAUUAUACCUUCAUGGUCUGCUCCGGUACAUGGUGGCUCAACGGUGUAUUCAAUGGCGGCAACGCGUCCAUCGCCAGCAUCAGCGAGUUCGUGACACGCGGCUUCGAUAGCCUUUCAGCCCAGCUACGCAUGAUCGGGACUGACUGGGAUGGCAAUCCCACCAAUGCUCCCGGGACCGCCUACGAUACUGCGGUCUGCGUGCUCUUUCGCUGGGAAUGGCUGCUGUACCCACUUGCUCUGGUUAUUGGUGCAUCAGUGCUCCUGUUAUUGUUGCUGGCUUCUAAUUCAGGUAUGGCGGGAUCCACAAAGGGGGUCAUAUGGAAAUCAUCCGUGCUCCCCUUUCUUCUUUACGGCUUGGAGGAUCAAUUCAGGGACCAAGCUUCAGAGCUUGCGCACCAGGAAGAAUUGAAAGGUGCGGCAAAAGCCCUACGCACCAGAUUCAGCCCUGGGGAUGAUGGUUGGAGGUUUCAUAACUAG